CCUUACCGCGCAGUGAAACAAUUCUCACCGCGCAGUGGCCUGAAUAGAACACCAUACACACGGAUCAGCUGAUAGCUCACGUGAUAAAAAAAGCUUCAUGUGCUGUGUGUGCAGCUUCGUUGCAAGUAUAAGUGUGCACACAUGUAUAGUACGCGCCCGUACCGCGUGCAUGGGUCCUUGGGUCUCCAUCAGUAUCAAGUCCAUGGUCCAACCAUAGGUCCAACCAUGGAGCUCUGAAACUUUUUAUAGCUUCAUGGUCCAAACUAUGUAGAUGCACAUGCAUACGUAGAGGUAUACAACCAUGCAUGGUAGUAGAGCAAGGGUCCUAGUGACAAAACUUCGCUUCAGCAUCCGAAACGUAACCAUGUCAACCGAAACCAGUCAAUUCAAAAAGGAGGACCAUGCCGCUAUCUACCUCAAAAAUCGCCCCGAGUGGCCUCCGGAAAUUAUCCAGAGAAGCCUGAGCUUUCUACGGGAAAAGAACCCAGAGCCUUUUAAACUUGCAGUUGAUGUAGGGUGUGGAUCAGGCCAGAAUACCAGACCUUUGACCCCAUAUUUUGAAAAGAUCAUCGGUGUUGAUGUCAGUGAAGCACAGAUAAGAGCUGCACAGUCUUUGAAGAAUCCACCAAAUGUUGAAUUUAGAAUAGGAAGUGCUGAGAGCAUUGCUGUACCAGACAGGUCUGUCGACUUGAUCACAUGUGCAGAGUCAGUGCAUUGGUUUGAUUUGGAUGCGUUCUUUCGUGAGAUGGACAGAAUACUGAAACCCAGUGGAUGCAUUGCCAUUUAUACAUAUCACAAAAUACGGCCCUGGGUUGAAGGUGAUGACGUAAAGAAUGAGCAAUUAAGGGAUAUGAUUAUGCAGCUCUGCAGUGUAACUUUAGGACCCUAUAACAGCCCAGGUGCACGGCAUCUUUUUAACAGGCUGGCAGAUAUCCGCAUCCCGUAUGACGAAACAGUAAGGAAUGAAUCAUUUCAUAUUCAAUAUGACACAACAGUGGCAUCUUACCUGGACUACAUCCGAUCUUGGGCCAUUUAUCAAGCUUACCUGGAGAAGAAUCCAAGUGGCCCUGAUAUCCUCAAAGAGGUACAGAAACGGUUGAUGGGGAUUUUAGGUUUAGAUUGUCUUCCAGAAGAUGCCAGGAUACGCACAAGGACUCCAGUUGUCUUGCUUCUUGGAAGAAAACCACAUACAUGUAUAGAGACCUCUUUGUAGGAGGUGAACAGCAUUGCUUGAAAAACAGAGUCUUCUAGUGGCAUGAGUCAUAUGAGGAGAAAAGCACACACAACGUAUUUCCAUCAAAUGCGAAUUCAAUGCAAUAUUAUAAAAACAAUUCGUAAUUUUGAAAUUUGAAAAGAUAUAUGAUUGUGAACAUGAUUUGAACAUUAUUGGUAGAAACUGCUAAUAUUCAGAAAUUUGUUGCUGCUGUAAACAAACUGAAAGUGUGUGAAAAUAACAUCGAAAUUGCUUUCUUAAACAUAUCUGUUAAUGUAAUAAGUGAAGUCAAAUUAUAUCGCGUGAUUCUAAGUCCAUUUUUGUACCAAUUAGUACUUACUUGUUAUAUACUUACUAUAUUUUAUGUAAAGCUAAGAGUGUCACUCACAGUAGUAUGAUGAAACUUUAUUGUCUUAAUGACAGAGACUUUAUAAUUUGAAAAAUGAAUAAAGAUUUGAAGUACCCUUGAAAACUAAAAAGGCAAUAAUUAUGAAAUUCGAGAAAAGGGGUAAACAGCAUACAAAGCUGCAUUUAAAUGUAACGUUAAAAAGUGUAUUUUUUGGCUUUUUUUAGAAUAUCUGUUGCUUCAAAAUCUUACCUUUUAUUUUAUUAUUGUAUGGCUUUAAAAAGUACUAAUUCAUAUCCCCAAGAUAAAAGUACCCCUUAGGUAUUUGAAAGACACAAGUGACGUGAUGAAUGUGAAUGAAAUUUCAGCCACCAGAAACAAACCUCAAGUACGUUCUAAGAAGGGAAACGUUUACUGUUCUGGUGUAAUAAAAUUGAAGUAUCAACGAAUUACA
Molecule: messenger RNA, 2013 nt
Organism: Acanthaster planci (crown-of-thorns starfish)
Lineage: Eukaryota; Metazoa; Echinodermata; Asteroidea; Valvatida; Acanthasteridae
Product: putative methyltransferase DDB_G0268948
Molecular function (GO): S-adenosylmethionine-dependent methyltransferase activity
Source: RefSeq, a predicted model, not a curated record